Molecule: messenger RNA, 567 nt
Organism: Carlito syrichta (Philippine tarsier)
Lineage: Eukaryota; Metazoa; Chordata; Mammalia; Primates; Tarsiidae
Product: 60S ribosomal protein L18-like
Exons: 1
Coding region: 1-567 (188 amino acids)
Biological process (GO): translation
Cellular component (GO): ribosome; cytosolic large ribosomal subunit
Molecular function (GO): RNA binding; structural constituent of ribosome
Source: RefSeq, a predicted model, not a curated record
AUGGGAGUCGACAUCCAACACAACAAGGACCGAAAGGUUUGGCGCAAAGAGCCCAAGAGCCAGGACAUCUACCUGAGGCUGUUGUUCAAGUUGUACAGGUUUCUGGCCAGAAGAACCAACUCCACCUUCAACCAGGUUGUGCUGAAGAGGUUGUUUAUGAGUUGCAGCAACUGGCCACCACUGUCCCUUUUCCGGAUGAUCCGGAAAAUGAAGUUUCCUGGCAGGGAAAACAAGACUGCGGUGGUCGUAGGGACCAUAACAGAUAACAUGCGGGUUCAGGAGGUACCCAAACUGAAGGUAUGCGCACUGUGUGUGAGCAGUUGGGCCUGCAGUCGCAUUCUCAAGGCAGGGAGCAAGAUCCUCACCUUCGACCAGCUAGCCCUGGGCUCCCCCAAGGGCCACGGCACCAUCCUGCUCCCUGGUCCUCAUAAGGGCCAGGAGGUGUACAGACAUUUCGGCAAGACCCUGGGAACCCUGCACAGCCAUACCAAACCCUAUGUCCACUCCAAGGGUCAGAAGUUCAAGCAUGCCAGAGACCGGUGGACUAGCCGCGGCUACAAAAACUAA